AUGCCUGACCGCGCACCGUACAUGGCUCAAACGACGACUCAAGCUUCGACGUCCUCGUCUGUUCCAAGCUUAUCUACAUCUGCAACCACCCAAUCCGGGGCCAGCGAUACAGUAAAGACGCCUCACGCCUCUUCUUUCCCACAGUUCUUCCACCGCCAUAGCAGAGGGUCUAGCAUUGGUGGAACGGCUUCUCCGCAUCCAACCUCGAGCUUGGAACCGCCCACAUCGCCUUCCCGGGGCUAUUUCUUCGGUUCAUUCUCCCACUCUCGGUCCAACUCUCGGUCCCGCGCAAAGUCUCCCGCCCCAGCUCCAAUUGAUACCAAUGCGUCGCAGCUUGCUCACUCCGGUCAGCGAACCACUUCGCCAACUCUCAUGAGCCCGGAAAUCACCUCGCCUGAUUCUGCCGCUGAGGAAUGCCAGAAGAAGAAACGCCAUUCUCGCAAGAGCAGCAGCUCAAACCAUAAGCGACGCAGCAGCACGAUGACGCAGGUUGGUAGACACGGAAAUGAUUGGCUGUUCAAUGGAUUUAGUGUGAGGGACCAUGUUGGCAAGUUGUUGGACAAUGAGAAAGAAGAUCGCUAA
Arthroderma uncinatum is the source of this 582-nucleotide messenger RNA. RefSeq lists its product as uncharacterized. NCBI's taxonomy places the organism in Eukaryota, Fungi, Ascomycota, Eurotiomycetes, Onygenales, Arthrodermataceae. The coding region runs from base 1 to 582 and encodes 193 amino acids. The record is from RefSeq and is a predicted model, not a curated record. The transcript has a single exon.